GGGUGGCUCUGGCUGAGGGCGGAGGGGCCGGCGGAGCGCCCGGGGCAGCGGCUGAGGUGGAACCGCGGCGGCGGGGGUCGCUGCCCCCGGGAGGACCGGCCGAGAUGCUGGCGGAAAACCUGGUGGAGGAGUUCGAGAUGAAGGAGGACGAGCCAUGGUACGACCACCAGGACCUCCAGCAAGAUCUCCAACUUGCUGCUGAGCUUGGGAAGACACUACUGGAUCGGAACACAGAGUUGGAGGAUUCUCUUCAGCAGAUGUACACGACCAAUCAGGAGCAGCUACAGGAAAUUGAGCACCUGACCAAGCAGGUGGAGCUCCUGCGGCAGAUGAAUGAGCAGCACGCGAAGGUCUAUGAGCAGUUAGAUGUCACGGCAAGGGAACUGGAAGAAACAAAUCAAAAGCUUGUUGCUGACAGCAAGGCCUCACAGCAAAAGAUUCUGAGUCUGACUGAAACAAUCGAAUGUCUGCAAGCCAACAUCGGUCACCUCCAGAGCCAAGUGGAUGAGUUGAAGGCAUCUGGCCGAGGGAGGAGGAGCCAGGGGAAGCAUGACCAGCCAUCAGCACCCAGCUUCUCGUGUCUGAAAGAGCUGUAUGACCUGCGCCAGCACUUCGUGUAUGACCACGUGUUUGCCGAGAGGAUCGCUUCCUUGCCGAGCCAGCCCAGCCCCGCCGAGGAGGAGAACCAGCAGCUGAAGAAGGCGGUGAAGACGCUGCAGGCGCAGCUGAGCCUGGAGCGGCAGCGGCGCGGCGCCCUGGAGGAGGAGUACGGGCUGGUGCUCCGGGAGAACGACGCGCUGGAGCAGCAGCUGGGGGCCGCCGGCGCCUACCGGGCCCGGGCGCUAGAGCUGGAGGCCGAGGUGGCGGAAGUGCGGCGGCUGCUGCAUGCGGAGCGGCCCUUCGUGAACGGGGUUGAGAAGCUGGUGCCCGACUCCCUGUUCGCCCCGUUCAGAGAGCCCGACCAGAGCCUGCUGGAGGAGAUGCUGCUGACGGUGCCCGAGGCCCAGCGGAGGCCCCUCAAGCGAAGCAGCAGCGAGUCGGUGCUCAGCAGCCUGGCGGGCGGCGACAUUGUCAAGGGCCACGAGGAGACCUGCAUCCGGAGGGCCAAGGCCGUGAAGCAGAGGGGCGUGUCCCUGCUGCAUGAGGUGGACACCCAGUACAGCGCCCUGAAGGCCAAGUACGAGGAGCUGCUGCGGAAGUGCCAGCAGCAGGAGGGGGACUUGCUGUCCCACAAGGCUGUGCAGACUGCCAGGGCUCCAGGCAGGGACCCAGCUGUCAGGGACCCACCCGCCGCUGGUGCUGAGGAGCCUGCGGGCUCCCCCGCCAGCACAGCGCCCCCCGAGUACAAAGCUCUCUUUAAGGAGAUCUUCAGCUGCAUCCGCAAGACCAGGCAGGAGAUCGACGAGCAGAGAACGAAGCACCGCUCCCUCCCCUCUCCUUCCUAAUGGCCCCCGCUCCCUGCGCACGCCCUCCCCCAUCAGCCCUCUCCCACUCUGCGAGCGUCUGUGCGUCUGUAGACCCCAGCGCCUGAAGCUGCUCCUGGCGGCUGCCUCGCUGCUUUGCUUACCCAGCAAGUGUGGAUGUGCGGUGAGGACCGAGGACAGCUCCCGGGAUCAGCUCCUGGACCCGGACCCCUUUACGCCUCACUGGAGGUCCCAUGACACACUGCCUCUGGCUGGCGCUGAGUUGGCUGCCAUUCCUGGAGAAGCCCCAGAAGCAGCGGGGGAGGUCUGUGCUCCGGGAGGGGGGCCUGGAGCUCCCACAGGACGUACUUGUGUAUACAGCGCACAGUGUGUUGGGGGAGGCGAGGUGAACUAAGCUGCUCCUGGCUCACUGUCUCACAAAUGGCAGUCAGCUGCCAACUGAACUGUCCACCGCACUGUGGACGCUGCGAAUUCAUUAAGAAUGCUCAGGAGAAAGUAAGGGUCUAAUCCAAAGAAACAGUGUUAGCAAAUACUCCAUACCUUUGAGUUUCGUUUGCCACCAGUUGGACUGUGACAGGAAUCCUAACAGAUCAAACCCGCUGAGCACCAAAGUCAGCCCGUUGGCCUGCACUCCAAGGGCCCUCACCCCACAUCCAGAUGUCUUCACACAAAGUAUACACUGGUUAGGAGAGCCGAGUACACGCCUUCCUCUCACAUUCAAACGAAGGGGACAGACCUCUCCUGUGCUGGCUGAGCGGGAUGGGCUUGGCUGCAGGAGCCCCGUCUGCUGCCUUGUCGAGCAGGGUUGGAACAGACUCCUCGUACUCCCAUACUUUAAUUUAAAAC
Molecule: messenger RNA, 2270 nt
Organism: Molossus molossus (Pallas's mastiff bat)
Lineage: Eukaryota; Metazoa; Chordata; Mammalia; Chiroptera; Molossidae
Gene: CDR2
Product: cerebellar degeneration related protein 2
Exons: 5
Coding region: 105-1445 (446 amino acids)
Source: RefSeq, a predicted model, not a curated record